Auxenochlorella protothecoides is the source of this 306-nucleotide messenger RNA. RefSeq lists its product as hypothetical. The record is from RefSeq and is a predicted model, not a curated record. The transcript has a single exon. Lineage: Eukaryota; Viridiplantae; Chlorophyta; Trebouxiophyceae; Chlorellales; Chlorellaceae. Bases 1 to 306 code for a protein of 101 amino acids.
AUGCAGCGCUCAACCAGCAGCCCUCACCACAGCUUCUGUGCAGCCGAAGCGGAAGCCAGGGCCGCCAUGCGUGCCUCGGCGGCGGCGGCCAGCCGCACGCGCCGAGCCGCAAUGUCCUCUGCGCUGACCUUCCCUCCUUUCUUCCCACCAUCGGCCCUCCUUGCCUGGGUGGCAGGUCGGCCGCUUCGCGCCGGAGUGGCGGCCCUGCACAGGAAUCAGGCAAUGGGAUGGGAGUGGCGGAUGAAGAAUUCUGCCAGACCAUCCACUGUGACUCACGCCAAUCCCUGGGCAUCAUCCAGGCCUUGA